AUGAAGCCGGGAGAGUUGCUCCGCGGCGGCGGGGGCGGCGGCGAGGAGGAAAAUGUCGACAAGCAGAUGGAGAGGCAGAUGGGAUGCAUGACCGGGUUCUUCCAGAUUUUCGACCGCCACCAGAUCCUCGCCGGGCGGCGAGGGAUUUACGCCGCCAAGCGUCUGGCCUCUUUCCCUUCUCCGGUCGGUUCCCGUCGGCGGUUUCCCUUCUCCUUGUCUGCUCAUCUGUCGUCUCUUCUCUUCCCCUCCGGUCGUAAUCUUUGGAUUUGGCAAUGCAGGCCCCGAGUUGUACCUCGCCGUCCGAAAGAUCGGACUCCUCGAUUUCGUCGUCUUCCAAGGAUCUCCCUGCCAUGAUUCUCCUGCAGGCUAAGCCUCAUCCGCCGGAGUUGCGGCCGCCGUCACCCGAGCCGCCGGCUUGGGCGGAGAUCCCUCCGCGACCCUCCUUGCCCCUUCCGGUGUUUGAUGUCAAGGACGGGCGUUCCUCCUGGAAGUUCAGAGAGGCCCCGCGCCUAUCCCUCGACAGCCGCGUCGAUGUCAGGGGCAAGCUAUACCCUAGGGAGAGAACACCGAUACGCGGGAAUCGGGCCGACGGCUCUGAUGCUUCAGACACUGCAGACAAUCUCCGGCGAUCUCCGAGCGUCGUGGCCAGGCUGAUGGGACUCGAUGCUCUCCCUUGCAACAGUGGCACCGGAGAGUCCGUCGCCGAUGCCGAUCCGGAGAAGAAGGCGGAGCUACGGCGCUCUGCUUCGGAGUCUAGGGCAUCCAAGGAUGUCGUCCAGUACCAGUUCGUCGACGGCGGCUACCUUCCGCCGCCCUCUCCUCAGCCAGAUGUAGUUUUCGAGGACAAGCUUCGUGAGGUGCGGCGGUGCAUUGUUCGGGAAGGGAACCCGGAGCCGAGAGGCGCUUACUCCUCUCCUUACCAGCAGCCUUCUCGUUCUCCGUCCAACGGAUUCUCCGUCCUCCAGAGGAAAAGCUUCUUCGAUGCGCAGGACUACUUCCUCGCAGAUCCCCCUAAGAGGCCUGGAGGUGGCGGCUCCCUCUACUACGGCGAGGUCGAAAAGCGGCUGCGGAUGCCCGGCAUGGUCGAGCCUGUCAAGAACCUCGAAACCCUCAAGCAAGUCCUGGAAGUCAUCCAGCUGAAGGGCCUGCUCCACUCGCGGCAGCAGCAGCAACGCAACAGGGCCUCGGAGGCGUCUCGCCAGCAGAGCGGCGCCAGAUUCGUCUACGAGCAUUAUCCAGAUCAAAGCGACUGCUACGAUUCUCCUAUCGUCUUGAUGAAGUCGGCGGCGAAAUCUCCCUCACUACGGCCGCCGCCUCCCCCGGUGUACUCGCCGGCGAACGAGUCUUCUUCCCCGAGCUAUCGGAGCAGCCAUCUAUUCCCCACCGAGACGGCCUCCCGCUCGCCAAGGCGGAAUCGUAUCCAGACCGAUCGAGCUCCCGCAAGGAACAGCAAUGAGGCUCGGACGCGCAGACCAGGGGCUCCAGAUUCGGCUAGCGCUAGGAGUCCGGUGCUGCCGUCGCGAAGACGGCUGCCGGAGCCGCCGGCGGAGGUCGCCACCACCACCAGGGGACAGCUCAACACAGAUCGUAGAUCCCCGUCCUCUCAUUCUCCUCGCUCCGGCAGCCCGCGGAAGGCCGGAGCCGAGAUAUCGUCCAGAUCCCCGAGGAGCAACAUCGGGACGACGCCGCCGGCGACGGCCGCGAGGGAGAGGAUCCCCCGCCGGUCGGACGACGAGUUCAUUGUCUCCGGUGGUUGUCUAAGUGCCUCGUCCCAAUUCGAUUCCGAGGUAUAAUUUACGAUUAUAAAAAGCUUCCUCAGAUCCUAAUGCCAUCCUGUUUCUCAAUUCAUCACUCCUUAAGAAUAAUUUCGGGAUUGAAUGUUGCCUCUUGCUGCAGAGAGUGAAGGCGGAGUACAGGGACGGGAAGAUCCUCCUGGAGAGGUGUGACAAGCUUCUGCACAGCAUUGCAGAGAUCACCUCCAAGGCCGGAGUCGACUACGAUGCGGAGCAGUUCAGCGCCGGCGAGCAGCAGCCCAGUCCCGUCUCCGUCCUCGACGCCGGCGCAUCUUUCGACCGAGACGACGCCGGCACCGCCUCGCCUUCCUCCCUCCCCAAGCUCUGCAUCAAUUUCAAAGGUAUGAAUCUCCCCCUCUGCCGGUGAAUUCUCCUGACGAACUCGUUGGUGAUUCAACUCACUGCUGAUUUUUAAUCGGAGCAGAGCAAGCAGUGGAAUGCCGGUCGGAAGGGCUGAUCCCGGCGGCCAUCGACGGCAGCUCCGAGGUCGACGACGACGAUUUCUCGUACGUCUCCGAGAUCCUGCGUGCUUCUGACGCCCAUCCGCCCGGCGGCGUCGACUUCUUCCAGCGGCAGAAGGCAGCGGCUGGGGACGAGACCACCACCGCCACCGGCCUCAAGCCCUCGCCGCUCCACCAGCGGCUGCUGUUCGACGCGGUAUUGGAGAUUGUCGAGCGGCGCCGCCAGAUCCUCCCCUGGGAGGCCUUCCGGUGCUCCCGCUCUCCGGUGGCUUCCGCGCAGGGGAGGAGGCUGCUGCCGGCUGAGGUAUGGGCGGAGCUGCGGAAAAUGCAGGACCACGCUCCGGCGGACGACCUCUGCGAGCUGAUCUGCCGUGUGCUCCGCAAGGAUCUGGAGGAACCUUCCGCUGUGGAUCGCCCAUGGGCCAACCGCCCAGCGGAGAUGUCCGACGCGGUGCUCGACAUCGAGCGCCUCAUCUACAAGGACCUUGUCGCCGACGCCAUCCGCGAUCUCGCCGCCUUCCACGAGCGGCGGCGGCGGAGCGGCCUCACCUCCCCAGCGGCGCCGCGGCGGCGGAGGCUGCUGUUUUGA
Spirodela intermedia is the source of this 2843-nucleotide messenger RNA. The record is from the annotation of a GenBank genome assembly. NCBI's taxonomy places the organism in Eukaryota, Viridiplantae, Streptophyta, Magnoliopsida, Alismatales, Araceae.